This is a messenger RNA of Haliotis rubra (blacklip abalone), 1503 nucleotides long. RefSeq names its product zinc finger MYM-type protein 1-like. Bases 1 to 1503 code for a protein of 500 amino acids. NCBI's taxonomy places the organism in Eukaryota, Metazoa, Mollusca, Gastropoda, Lepetellida, Haliotidae. The record is from RefSeq and is a predicted model, not a curated record. The transcript is spliced from 4 exons.
AUGCCCAGUGACAAAGGUGAUCCUAGAGCCCGACGCUUCAGCGUUGACACGGAAGAGCUGCAAGAUGUAUUUAAUGACAGUCAAGCUGCGAGACGCCGGGAUAUAUCGAUCAGCAGAUCAACACGUACCUCGACCAAGGGAGGUCUUGCGGUGGAAAUGGGAAAUCACGGCACUGGGGAGGGGGAGGAGGGACACUCUUGCCCUCAGUUCGUGUCAGCCUCCGAACCUCGAGUUCAGAGCAAGAAGCAAUCUCAAAGUGAGACAAAACCAUCAGAAUUUCUCCGGCCUCAAGACUCUCAGUCUCAUAUAAACCCAGUUCCAGACAUCAUCAGUGAAAGCAAGAGUAAGGAUGUUUCAAUGGAGAGUUCUCUGACAUCUGAGCUCCAAUCAUCACCCGGCAGUGAUGAAGAUGAACGUCAACAUACUGGCUUACGUGUCAAUGAGGAUGCUAUUGGCCUAUAUGAGGUUCCUUCCACAACAUCAGCAACACUAACAGAAGUACUAAAAGACACACUUAUCCGUUGUGACUUACCACUAUCGAAUUGCCGAGGUCAAGGCUAUGAUAGUGCAAGUAAUUUUCAAGGCCAUGUCAAUGGAGUUGCUGUCCAACUGCAAGGAGAAGAACCACGAGCAGUUCAUGUCCAUUGCCUGGCCCACUGUAUCAACUUGGCUUUGCAAGAAGCCACUAGAGCAUGCAAACCUCUCAGGGAUGCUCUUGACAUCACAAUUGAAGUGAACAAGCUCAUUAAAUAUUCUCCAAAACGAGAACACCUAUUCAAGAAUCUUCAAAAAGCUCCAUCCAUUGAGAAGCGUCUUGACAUGGAUGUGCCUCAAACUGAAAGAACUCGUGGCUUACGACCUCUGUGUCCAACACGUUGGAGAGUUAGAACAGGAUCUAUCAACUCUGUUUUGGAGAACUUUGAUACUCUUCGAAAAGCAUUUGAAGAAAUCAAUAAGGGUCACGAUGAGAAUGCCAGGAUUGCAGGUGGUUUACUUUCACAGUUUGACCAGUUUAGUGUGCCUUUUGGGCUGAAAGUUUCUUCCCAAAUUUUUGGUGCAUCAGGGCAAUUGUCUUCCUCCAUUCAAAGCGUAGAAACAACGGCAAAGGACGCACGAAAGGGAGCAGAGCAAGUACUGGCGUAUUAUGAUAAGCUGAGGAGUACAGAUACUUUUUCAGAGUUCUACAAGUCUGUUGUUGAUGAAGCUGAAGACAAAACUGAUCCUCCACGUCUACCACGCUACCGGAAGAGGCCCACGAGCUUGGAUGAUGGAUCUAAUACUCACACGUUUCCUUCUGUGGAAGAUUAUUGUCGCCAACAAUAUUUUGAAGGUCUAGGCAUGGUUUCAGAGCAACUAAAGCGGAGAUUCUCACAGAAAGGAUUUGAAACUGCUGUGGAGAUAGAGCAACUGUUGCUGUCUGCUGCAAAUGGACGGAACUUUCAAAUAUCUUCUCACAUCAGAGAACUCUACAAAGAUGAUGUUGACUUUGUUCGAUUGAACUGA